CCCGCGCACUAAAAGCGCCGCGCUCGCCGCCCAGCCGCACUCCGCCGCUGCCGCCAGCUCUGCCGCGUAGCUCCGUUCCGCCGCCGGCCCCACCGCCGCCACCAUGCCCAUGUUCGCCAUUCACACCAACGUCUGCAAGGACGCCGUGCCCGAAAGCUUGCUGGGCGACCUCACCCAGCAGCUGGCCAAGGCCACCGGGAAGCCCGCGCAGUACAUCGCUGUGCACAUCAUACCUGAUCAGAUGAUGUCCUUCGGGGGCUCCACCGACCCCUGCGCGCUCUGCAGCCUCUACAGCAUCGGCAAAAUCGGGGGGCAGCAGAACAAGAGUUACACCAAGCUCCUGUGUGAUCUGAUCUCCAAGCACUUGCACGUAUCUGCAGACAGGGUGUACAUCAACUACUUUGACAUGAACGCUGCCAACGUGGGCUGGAAUGGCUCCACCUUUGCAUAGAGCUCUCCUGUCUGAAGAUGCUGCUCCUGGACCCACCCUCAUCCUGUCCCUCAGCAGAGACCACUGCACAGAUGUCCCUGUGUUGCAUUUUGUGCACUCUCACAGAUCGAUGGCUCUUUACUAGUGUGUUUAAAUAUUGCUGCUUCAACAUUCCUGUUUUCUCUGUAUAGAAAACAAAUAAAGAUUUAGAAGUAA
Messenger RNA from Pogoniulus pusillus (Red-fronted tinkerbird), 646 nucleotides. RefSeq names its product macrophage migration inhibitory factor (gene MIF). Bases 104 to 451 code for a protein of 115 amino acids. NCBI's taxonomy places the organism in Eukaryota, Metazoa, Chordata, Aves, Piciformes, Lybiidae. Gene Ontology annotation, molecular function: cytokine activity; phenylpyruvate tautomerase activity. The record is from RefSeq and is a predicted model, not a curated record. The transcript has 3 exons.